Rhinichthys klamathensis goyatoka is the source of this 1687-nucleotide messenger RNA. Its product is annotated as ras-related protein Rab-9A-like. The record is from RefSeq and is a predicted model, not a curated record. Gene Ontology annotation, molecular function: GTPase activity; GTP binding. Gene Ontology annotation, cellular component: phagocytic vesicle; lysosome; late endosome. Gene Ontology annotation, biological process: Rab protein signal transduction; retrograde transport, endosome to Golgi. The transcript is spliced from 2 exons. Bases 419 to 1024 code for a protein of 201 amino acids. NCBI's taxonomy places the organism in Eukaryota, Metazoa, Chordata, Actinopteri, Cypriniformes, Leuciscidae.
GCAGGGAUAGUAUUUGGUUAGUGACUCGCUGAUAAUGCUGUCGUCAAUCAAAGACAGUUAAUAAUUAAUGUCCUAUGCCAACCAAAUAUUAGAGGAAUAAGGCACUUCAAAGAGAAUAUUUUACACAGAAGGAUGUUUACUGUGUCAGGCUGGCCUCAGUUAUGAAACCAAUUCAAUUCAUUUCCGUGUUGUUUUAUUAAUUGAUUUCAUGUUAACUUAAAUGUCUUAUAAAUGAGCACUCGGUCAUAUGAGCUUCAGCAGCUUGUUUGGCCAGCCUAGGGGCGCCAUGUCUUGAGACGCUCCAUACAGUGGAGGAUGCUGCUUCUACUUUAAGGAAUGGCGCUGCUAACACAGCACUUCACUCAUUGCUGAAUUCUCAACGGUCUGUAGGUGAGGUAACCUAUGAAAGUUCUUGAUAAUGACCACCAAAUCAUCUUUGCUGAAGGUGAUUCUGCUGGGGGAUGGUGGCGUAGGAAAGUCAUCCCUCAUGAACCGCUAUGUCUCUAACAAGUUUGAUUCACACCUAUUCCACACAAUCGGUGUGGAGUUUCUUAACAAAGAGCUGGAGGUGGAUGGUCACAUGGUUACCCUACAGAUCUGGGACACAGCAGGCCAGGAGAGGUUCCGAAGUCUCCGAACGCCCUUUUACCGUGGCUCUGACUGCUGUCUGCUUACAUUUAGCGUGGACGAUAAUCAAAGUUUCCUGAACCUCAACAACUGGACGAAAGAGUUUGCAUUUUAUGCAGAUGUCAGGAACCCAGAGAAAUUUCCUUUUGUUGUUCUAGGAAAUAAAGUAGAUGUGACGGAGCGUCAGGUGUCAAUGGAAGAAGCUCAAAAGUGGUGUCAAGAGAAUGGUGGAUAUCCAUACUUUGAAACAAGCGCAAAAGAUGCCACUAAUGUCUCAGCUGCUUUUGAGGAAGCAGUUAGGCAUGUGCUCGCAUCUGAAGAUCGCGCAGAACAUCUGCUGCCCACAGACACCGUUGACAUACGCAGAAAGCCGCGUUCUAACGGCUUGUGCUGUUGAUGCUUUUUAAUGAAAUGGACACAACUGAAGUACUCCUUGUUAUGUGCUAGCAAAUAAAUGUAUACUCUUCAACUCAAAACAGCAGAUGCCAGAAAUAACUUCUUGUGUGCUGUGCAAUAUGCUUACUUUGAUACAGCAGAGCUAUAUAAUCUCAAACACUUGUCCAGCUCUGAAUAAUUAACAUGAAUGAAGAGACUUUUAGAAUUACAUGUCUUGUUUAGUUUAAAAUAAUCUCUUUGAUUCACAUUCAUUUGUCAUCCCUUCAAAGCACUGGAUUACCUUCCUGUGUGAUUUAGGUGGUCUAAAUUAUCAAUGUUGGUAAACCAAACCGGGAUCAGUGAGAUCCUCCAGGCAACAAAUUCUAAUGCAGUUUACAGUUGAGAAAUAAACAUCAGCUAUUACAUUUAUGAACACUAGAAUGUGUUUUUAUCUCAUUUUCCUUGUGCACUAUGUAAUGUACAAGCUGUGUUACUUUAAGUGCCUUUAGCACAGGUUUGUUUGUUUGUUUGUCUUAUUUUAACAAUCGUUCAUCAUAAGACGUUUUAGAAUGUUUUAAGAGUCAUGAAGUGUGAUUUUUGUAAAUGUAUUUUGUAUAAUAAACGGAGCAAUUCCAAUAGGGUCCUCACACCAUCGGUGAUCGGGCCCUAAUUAAUUAUCACUUUA